Triticum dicoccoides is the source of this 2631-nucleotide messenger RNA. RefSeq lists its product as uncharacterized. Lineage: Eukaryota; Viridiplantae; Streptophyta; Magnoliopsida; Poales; Poaceae. The record is from RefSeq and is a predicted model, not a curated record. The transcript is spliced from 8 exons. The coding region runs from base 1342 to 2262 and encodes 306 amino acids.
CGCCCGCCCGCUCGCCUUCGCGCCGCGCGCCGACCACCGACGCCGAGAUGGGCUCCCUCGGCGGCUACGUCUCCCCCUACGGCGUCUAUCUCGACCCGGAGCGCGUCUUCUUGCUCGUCAUCAACCGCCGGCCCCGGGACCUCUUCAACUACGUGCACUCCAUCCCCGGAGCGCCCGCGGACCUACGAUGCCGCCUCGUCGGCUUCGCCGAGAGGGCUCUCCAGGCGCCGCGGCUGGGAAACUGGUGGCCCGACGAGAGCUCGUGGACACUGUAUUGGGCCAUGUACACGUGGGCUCACGCAGACGCAAUGCUUAACAGAUUUGUUACUGGUGGAAUGAACGGUUUGGUUUAGUAUGAUGGUGCACAGAAUUGUUGCUAUUGGAGUCAGUUACCUUUACGUGCUUAAGCACUCAGUAAAUUGUCUGCUGUACAGAAUUUGCAUGCUGUUGGAACAGAUGGUCUGGUUUAGAGUUUUCGUAUAGUGCGAAAAAGAUCAAUCGUAACUGGAAUGGAUCAGUCUGUUAAGUUUUAUCCAAUGCUGUUCUUGACCUAAAAGAUUUGGUUCAGUCCUGUAAGAGAACACCUUUUUUAUGUCUAAUUCUUUUCCUGGAAGUUCCUAGAAGUGGCAAGGUGCGCAUCACACUGGGAAAUUAUAUUUGUCAAGUGGAAGAAAAUGAAGUAUCAAGCUCUGAUCCUCACUGCUUAGAUUUUAUAGAGAUGUACAAAAGUUUUAUUUUCAGAACUGUUGCUUAUUUGGUGAAACCUUGGACAGAAGGCCCAGUCCCAAACUUUGUUGACAGUUUAGCAGUGUGCGAGUGCGACAAUGGUUUGCUUGGUUGAAAGGAUAUGGACAGGACAGGAUUAACGAAAAAAUUGCUUUGAGAAAACACACAAAAAAAAGGGUAGUAACAAGAGUUUGUUGGCCUGAUAUUUUCUGAUAGCAGUAUUUAUCUUCCUGGUUGGUAUUAUUUUUUCUAAACCAGCUUAUAGGCAGGAUUACUUUUUUUCUCCUGAAGGAAUUAUAAUUAUGCCAACUUAAUACCCAUUGUGUUUCUGCCUUUCAGUUUAAUAGAACCAUAUUCUAUCUUAGGAUUCAGUUUUUUUGUCUGUUACAGUUAGUAUUUCAACCUGACAACAAGCAUCAUCAAGACGAAGGCUUGAUAAAUAUUUGUUUCUAUGUUGCCAUUUGGUAGGAAUUUAAGCAGUACUGUAGUUAAUAAUAGAAAAGCUGUAGGAAGCAGGAGGGAACAUGACUAUCCCUGACCCAUUCAUCACUUGUAUUUGACAAAAAAGCAGUUUGAUCUAACUGAAUAUGGCAUUAUGUGAGCUCAGCCCUGCACAUGAGCUAUCUAAUUUUUGCUGUUGUUUGCAGACUUUGUGCGCCUCAGAUAUCUGGUAAUCCAUCCAAUUUCGAUGCAGUGCCCAGAAAUGCUGCAAUGCUUAAUCAAUUGUAUGCUUCUAGCUCAAGCACUCCAACUGCAACGCUUUCUCCACAACAGGAAGAUGUGAUCAAUUUUCUGAUCUCACGUGCCAGACCGCUUAAUCGAACAUCUGCUUUUAACUGGGCAACUCAUACUUCAGAUUUUGCUCAACGGGGGACUGAUUCUACUCUUGCACUGGCAUUUGGAAACCUAUCUCUGGGCCAACCGGGAUCCCAGCAAAUGGCUCCACGGGAGCUGAUGCAGAACAGCUAUGGUACACCUGCAAUGAGAGUACCAUCUCUGCACCAACCUGGACCAGCGCAACUCACUCCACAGGGGAUGAUGCAGAACAGAGAAGUGCUGCCCGCAGUAGAUGUCAAAGGAAAGGGACCUGCAUUAGGAGUAGGCCAGCAAGACCUGCGGGUCCAUGUGGCUUGUUUGAUGGCAGAUGACGGCACUACAGGUGCUGCAGGGUUGUUGAUCAAGAGGGAAACAUGGCAGUUCAUCUGCGCGUUAUGUUUUCCGAUGCGGAGCACAGAGGAGACGGUUCUUUUUGCAGCUGCUUGUUGUGAAGGGAUCAAAGUUGCUCAGGCCUAUCAACCUACUAGCAUUGUACUGGAGUCCCAUCUAUUCCAUCUGGUCGACCUGCUACUUGGCGGCGCUCAUGCUCCCUGCCGAGAUAUGGAAGAGUUGACGACAUUACUGCAUCUCUCACAUUGCAGAGUGCAGCACAUCACGGAAGAUUCCAAUGGUGCUGCUCGUCGACUGGCCAUGCAUUGUUUGCUGUCAGAGGAGGCCGAGAUAUACUUCAGUGCUCCUGAUUGGCUUGUCCUUACUUAGCUGGUUGCCAAGAUCAGUUAUGUUAGUUACUCUGGUAUAGAGAAUGAUUCACAGACUACUCUAUAGGAAGUUAGAAAGAGGCGGUAAAUGCUGUAGAUGGCAACUGCAGGCUUGAUAGAGUUUAGAUGCAGAGGUUUGCGAGCAUUCAGCAAGUGUAGAUACAGCUGAAUAGCAUUCUUUCAGUGCCCAUGUGGGGAAAAACACAGGCAGCUGUGCCCGCAAUGGUACAUCGAUGAACUGUGUAACUGCUAGUUCUGAGUGCUGUGAUGUAAACUUGUGUAAGAGUAGGGCCACUGGGCCAGGCACUGAUUCUUGUAUGAGAUAGAAGAAAGGGUUUCAGUUUCACUUGGCGUGCUGCCUUUCGUUGGG